AUGAGUUCAAUGCCUGAAUUUCUCAAUCUGCGGUCUCCCCAGAGAAAGAUUAGUGACUCACGAAUAAAACGGAUCAACAAAAUGUUUGACGCGAAGAUUAAAGAUGAGGUAUCAGUUGUUUCGAACAAUAGCACAAGUGUUUUGCAAGAUAUAUGCGGGCCUUUAAAUAUUUCUGAGGAGGAAGAUACUGUGAAGUACAAAUCAUCGAGUAAUGUUACUACUCCGGGGUCUGUAAGCUCCAGCGAAACGUUUGAUGAUGAAGUUAACCCACAGUUUAUGCCGAAGCUGCGAUCUAAACAAAGCAUUGUACAACUGUCCCAGCAUAAUACCCCAAAGAAGUCAAAUACAUUUCCAAAACGAAGACAACUGAAAGAGAAGCUUGGUGAUCCAUUGCCCUUACCUUAUCUUGACCCUCAGCAAAAAAUGGAAGUUGGUCGUGACCUCGAAUCCAGAUGGAAUACUAUAAUAUCGAACGCAAAGGUACGACAGACUAAAGCAGAGCCUGUGAAUAAGGCCAAGAGGGUAUUAGAAGCACCGUCUUUUGAAAGUCAAAGAAAAAUUUCCCGCAAAGUGUUUCAAUCUAGUGAAAUAACUACAUUGGAAUCCCAAUUGAAGGACACUAGUGCCAAGCUAGAUCGGUUGAUCGAUAUUUUGCAGGACAAAGAAACUUUAAUUGGCAAAUCAAUGACCUAUGAACCAGUGAUAUGGUUAAGUUGUAUCAUUAUUCUCGUACUUUGCAAUGUAUGGGUGUAUCAUUACCUAUGA
Kluyveromyces lactis is the source of this 765-nucleotide messenger RNA. RefSeq names its product Kar1p (gene KAR1). The record is from RefSeq and is a predicted model, not a curated record. The coding region runs from base 1 to 765 and encodes 254 amino acids. The transcript has a single exon. Lineage: Eukaryota; Fungi; Ascomycota; Saccharomycetes; Saccharomycetales; Saccharomycetaceae.